AAAUGUCUUCCUAUCUCACUUUCGAAGAAGAGAAUGCUGCCUGGGCCACUCCUGAACCAGGUGGCACCGGCGAUAUCAUUAAAGACGCUAUGAUGAAGGAGAAACUCAUAAAGGACAUAACUGCCGCGCAGGAUGAUCUUCGUGUCCUCCUCGACAAGGUCAAAUCUGUAGAAAGCGAUGUCGACAAGCUUACUUCGGGCAAUGCUACAUUGCAGAUGUACAUUGAUAACUUAACAAUGCAAAUGGCCAAGCGUCGAUGAGAUCGAGUCGUUGCUCGUAUGGCUGCACCGUGACGUGGUAGACACACUCCCGCACGAAUACGCGUACUCUAGACGCUUUGACAAGCGCUAGGAGAAGGAUGUGAGAUCUGCGAAGAUUGUGGUUCAUUACGAGUGUCGUAAGUGGCCCGGGAGGCUGUUCUGACUUUGCUGGAGCGCGAGGCAUGGUCUGGUAGGAUACGCUAGGAUACCAUUUUUUGCUUAUGGAAGGGGGGGAUACUGCUCAGACAGGUAUUUCCGAUUCUGAAAAGCGGCUUUCCCAGUCGCUCACGCAAACGGUUUGUUCUCCCUUGGUGAAUCACAGCUCUAUAUUAU
Messenger RNA from Stereum hirsutum FP-91666 SS1, 593 nucleotides. RefSeq lists its product as uncharacterized. The transcript is spliced from 3 exons. The record is from RefSeq and is a predicted model, not a curated record. Lineage: Eukaryota; Fungi; Basidiomycota; Agaricomycetes; Russulales; Stereaceae. The annotation marks the transcript as partial.